CCUCUUUCAAGUGCGUUGAUUUCUAACCCAGUUGUAUCACCAUUGCCGACAAACAACAGGUUGGUGAGAUUGGCCAAGUGCACCCUUCAACGAAUUGAAACGAGUUCACCAAGAGCAGCGUAAUACCAGACGAAAGCUCAAAGAAGAAUGGGUUUGGGCGAAACUCAAGUCAGCCUACGCAUAUGGCAUGGGGGAAUAUUUAAGAAGAACUGUCGUGGAAGACUUGAAUAUGUGGGAGGUCAGUUUAGGAUGUUCGAUAUAGAUGCAGAUGAGCUAUGUUGGUUUUGGUUAGAAGAUUUGGCUAAGAAAUGUGGGGACUAUUGUACAAUAGAUGCCAUUUACUACAUGGUACCUAAUGUAACUUAUGAAGAGGGAUUACGAAGGGCAUAUCAUGAUGAUCAAGUUAGAGAUAUGAUAUCAUUAGUGUUAAAGGCCAAGUGCAUUGACUGCUAUGAUAUUCAUGGAAUUGAUGUUCCUGAUUUAAUUGAAGCCAUUGAUUAUGUGGGACCUAGUGUUGGUGGAGAGAUAAUAUCAUCCAACAACAAGAAGAAACUUACUCCAAAGGGAGGAAGUAAGGGAAAGGGUGUUACAGAUGAAGUUUCUUUAACUUCUCUUCAAGAAAUUGCUAUGAAGAAUAAUAAUGACAGUUCUUUCACACAGCCCUUGACAACUGAUUCAGAAGCAUUUGAGAGUGACAAACCAAAAAUCCAUUUCACAUGGGAUGAAAUGGAAGAGUCAUCUGACCCAGAGUUUCAUCCAGCAAGUGAAGAGGAGCACAUAAAUGGUGAAAGUUCUGAUUUGGAAUGUCUUAUUACAAAUGAUGAAGACAUGGCCACAUAGAGGAGGGGUUGUUUGGAUAUGAGGAAGAUACAAGUGAUGAAGAGUAUCAAAAGGUGAGGGAAGAAGUAAAGGGCUGGAAUGAUAAGGUAUUGGAGAUUUCCAGUACACUUCAAAAGGAAGCCGUUGAGGGUAAACUUCCAGGACAAAGUCACAGAAGAAGUAAGACUCAUGUGCAAGAAAAUAAAGACCGUGAUUCUGCCUUUAAUAGUGAAUAUGAAGACACAGAUGAGGAAAUGUUAACACCUGAUGAAGAUGAAGAACAAUACCAAUUGAAGAAAAAAAUGAGGGAAAAGAUUCUAAUGGUGAAUGAACACACAAAUUACAACAUAUUGGAGUGGAAAGUAGGGACCAGGUUUGAAAGUAGGGGAAAAUUCAGAGAUGCGGUGGUUAGGUUUGCAGUGGCCCAAGGGAGAAACCUAAUGUUCAGUGUAAGUGAUAAGAAACGGCAGCAAAGGUUGGGUGCAAAAUGUGUGCCCGGGUGUCCCUUCAGGAUAUAUGCUAGUCGGGAUAGUAGAAGAGGCUCGUUUGUGGUGAAAUCACUGGUGGGUUCUCACAUGUGUCACAGAAACAUGGAGGCUAAUAAACAACUUAAAUCUUCAUGGGUACCUAAACAGUUUCUAGAAGUUUUUAAAUCAAGACCCCAUUGGCCGGCUAAAGAAAUUAUUGAAACUGUAAGAAGGGCAUACAGAGUUGUUGUUAAGAAGAACUUUGCUUACAAAGUGAAGUACAUUGCCCACAGAAAACUUCAUGGAAGUAUGAAGGAUCACUACAACAAACUAGGGAGGUACUUAGAGGCCCUGGCUCUUGCAAGUCUUGCUAGUCACUUCCAGCUUGAAGUUAACCCGGAAUUGAGAGUUUCCCCCCUGUAUUUCAGAGGCUUUUUGUGUGCUUUGAUGGUGUUAAGCAAGGAUGGUUACAAGGGUGUAGAAAAGUCUUGUGUGUGGAUGGAUGUUUUCUAAAAACAUUUCUAGGUGGUGUGUUGCUAUCAGCUAUUGGAAGAGAUGCAAAUGAGCAAAUGUAUCCUCUUGCUUGGGAAGUGGUAGAAGGGGAAAAUAAUGACAGUUGGGAGUGGUUCUUCAUUCAGCUUAACAAACCAAUUGGUGAAACAGAUGGUUCUGAACUCACAAUAAUUUCUGAUGAACACCGGGCUAUUCUGAAUGGAGUACAGAAAGUUAUCCCUAAAGCAGAACACCGACACUGUGCGAGGCACAUAUAUGCUAACUGGCACAAGAACCAUAAAGGAGAUGAGCUGAAAAUGGCCUUUUGGAAAAUAGUUAAAGCAUACAAUGAGGCUGACUAUUAUGAUGCUUUGACUGAGAUGGAACAACUGAGCCCAACAGCCACACAAGCUUUCAAAGCCUAUGAUCCAAGAAGAUUAUGUAGGUCUUUUAUACAAACAAAGACCAAAUGUGAUGUCAUUGUUAACAACAUGGCCGAGACAUUCAAUGGUUAUAUUCUAAAUGCUAGAACAAAGCAUUUGAUCUUCGUGAUGGAAGACAUCAGGACAGCUUUAAUGCAAAGAAUUGUUCAGAAAAGACAAAUGGAAGUUAGUCACCAUUUCAUAUGUCCUAGGAUACAGGCAAAAUUAGAAAAAGAGAAGGAAGAAGCAGCUAAAUGUGCAACAAUGCCAUCAUCUCUUAUGUUAUUUCAGGUGAGCCAUAAAAUGGAUAGUGUCACUGUGGAUCUGACAUGUAAGACCUGUACAUGUAGAAAAUGGGAAUUGACUGGAGUCCCAUGUUGUCAUUCCAUUGCGUGCAUGUUUUUUCUCCACCACGCCCCUGAAGAGUAUGUGCAUGAUUAUUACAAGAAACAGACAUACAUGAAGGCAUACAGUGGUUCUAUCCCCCCAUGUUGUGGUGAAAGACAUUGGCCAAGAAAAGAGCUUGCUUUGGACCCUACUCCAAUAAAAAUAGGGCCUGGGAGACCGAGGAAAAAGAGGCGAAAAGAUCCACAUGAAGAAAAAAAACCGGGAAGUUAACCAAGUAUGGAAUGGAGAUGUCUUGUAGCAUAUGUAAGUCCAAACUACACAAUAAAAGGAAAUGUCCUGAUAAAGACAACAUCACAUCCUCAAGUGUUCAAAACCAAGUCAAGAAACCAAGGGGAAGACCUAGGAAGCAUGGCAUACCUUCUGUUGAGACUGAAAGGCAAAGUGAGUAUGGUAAUGUGACUGCCCAACCAACACAAACUGGAAGAGGUGGAAGGGUAAUCAUGAGAGGCAGAGGGAGAGGAAAAGGGAGAGGGAAAGGCACCCAGAUGCAGGUCCCUCGGGGUUUUGGCGUGUUCACUGAUGGCCAAGGAAACACCAUUGUUAAUUCACCUGGUCAAGUUGGAGGUCCCAGAGUGAUUUCAGGGAGUGGAUGUCCUCCUUCAAGCAACGCUGGUGCACCUCCUUGAAAGAAUGAAGUGAUUUGGAUGCAAUGAAGUUGUAAAAGAUGUUGUUUUCCAUUUGAAGUUCUUCUGUAUUGUUGUUUAAUGGAACUUUUAGAGAAUGAUGUAUUUUACUUUUCUGCAAUGACUUUUGUUGACAAGUUUAUCCUGUUAGACAAUGACUUCUGUUGACAAUUUGAAUGUGGUUUUUGCCUUUUCUGCA
This is a messenger RNA of Cuscuta europaea, 3430 nucleotides long. The record is from the annotation of a GenBank genome assembly. NCBI's taxonomy places the organism in Eukaryota, Viridiplantae, Streptophyta, Magnoliopsida, Solanales, Convolvulaceae.